This is a messenger RNA of Impatiens glandulifera, 6239 nucleotides long. Its product is annotated as myosin-7-like. Gene Ontology annotation, biological process: actin filament organization; vesicle transport along actin filament. The record is from RefSeq and is a predicted model, not a curated record. Gene Ontology annotation, cellular component: myosin complex; actin cytoskeleton; vesicle. Gene Ontology annotation, molecular function: ATP binding; actin filament binding; microfilament motor activity. Lineage: Eukaryota; Viridiplantae; Streptophyta; Magnoliopsida; Ericales; Balsaminaceae.
AUGCUACCGGACCUCUCGGGAAAAGAAUGCUACGACAGAUUGGAGGAAGUGGAGAACCUGAUGUUGAGCCUCACAAAAUCCAACACAAUCCAAGAGGUAGAGAGCCGAACUUGUCUCUUGUUACCGAGGUUCAAACUUCGGAAUCUAAGAAAGCGCAUCCGGAGAAUUAAGAAAGAAUUCUACGAGACGGGAUCGGUGGAUACCGUAGCACCGCUGGUGUUGACAACGCUUGCAAAAGUCAAAAUAGAAUUACUUCAAGAAAUCGAGCGGCUGGAAACAAUAUGCAGCCGAAUGCAAGUACCGGUCUACACUGCUCCGGUAAUCGACAGGUUCCCAGCUAACUGUCCAACACCUCCAAGGGAGGUUGAGGUACCGAUUUCAGAGAUUGAGGCACCGAUCUUAGAGGUUGAGGUUCCAAAUUUAGUAGUUGCGGUUCCAAACUUGGAAGUUGAGGUACCGAACUUAGAGGAUGCGGCACAAUUAGAACCUCCAAAUCAAGAGGAUGCACCGUUAAAUCUCGAUGAAAGAGCCGAUCCUGAUCCCACCAAGAACGCGUCUCCCUCACCACCGGAAGUCACCGCCUCAGUCCCUCCUAAAGAAUGGAUUGAUGACAGACUUCAAGAGUUUGAAGCAUCAGUUUCGAAGCGGGUUGAGGACCGACUUCAGCAGCUUGACGCAUCCUUAUCAGAGCGGAUCGAUGACCGCGUUCAAGAACACGACGUGUCCAAGUUUCAACCGUUCAAGGAUAGAUGCAACAACAUAUUUGAUUCGGCCCUGAAGUUCACCGAUGAUGCGCUGGACGCCGAAGCUAGCAAGAAUAAAGGGGCGCCGCGAUCGUCUCAACAGACCGAAGCAGAUUUGGAAGCCGAAAGAAUAAGAAGAGCCGAGGCCUUAUACCCAGGGUAUGCCGAGAAAGUGGCCAGUCAGGCUGCGGAGGAUGCCGCACGAUUGGAAGAGCAAAAACGGAACCUGGCCGAAUUUGCAAAGGCAAACGAGAAGAAGAAGAAGGCGGCCGCCUCCGCUUCAGCACCGACAAAAAGAAAGAGGGUGACUCCUAAGAAAGUUCGGAUAGUCGAGAUGCUCAAUGAAAUCUCCGAACCGGUCACUACGGAAAACAGAUCGCUGCCACCACCUUCCCUCCUCUCUCAUUCUCUUUUUCUCUCUCUCUCUCUGUCUGCAUGCACCGCGGCUGUUGAUCCCGACGGAGAUGCUCAUGUUGCAGCUAUUUCUCGUCCCCUCUCAAUCGCAGCCAUUGAUCUCGUACGAAAAUCUCAAAGCAAGAGUCCCGCAAUUAACUUAGUAGUUGGAUCUCAUGUGUGGGUGGAGGAUCCUGAAGUUGCUUGGAUAGAUGGGGAAGUUAUAGAAGUAAAAGGGGAAGAAAUAAAAGUAAACUGUUCGUCGGGAAAGGAGGUUGUUAGUAAUGCAUCUAAUGUCCAUCCAAAAGACGUUGAAGCUCCUUCCAGUGGUGUGGAUGAUAUGACAAAGCUAGCUUAUCUGCACGAACCAGGGGUUCUUCAGAAUUUAAGAUCUCGAUAUGACUUGAAUGAAAUUUAUACAUAUACAGGUAGCAUACUGAUAGCUAUCAACCCCUUCCAGAGGCUCCCUCAUCUGUAUGCUGAUGAUAUCAUGGAACGAUAUAAAGGUGCAGCAAUAGGCGACCUGAAUCCUCAUCCUUUUGCCAUUGCAGAUGCCGCAUAUAGGAAGAUGAUUAAUGAGGGAGUCAGCCAAUCAAUUUUGGUCAGCGGAGAAAGUGGCGCUGGCAAAACAGAAAGUACAAAAAGUCUCAUGCAAUAUCUUGCUUUUAUGGGGGGAGAUAAAUCAGAUAAAAGGACAGUGGAGCAGCAAGUCUUAGAGUCAAAUCCUGUUUUAGAAGCAUUUGGCAAUGCCAAGACAGUCAGGAACAAUAAUUCAAGUCGCUUUGGUAAGUUUGUGGAGUUACAGUUUGAUCAGAAGGGAAGAAUUUCAGGAGCUGCUAUACGGACUUAUCUACUUGAACGGUCCCGGGUUUGUCAAGUUUCUGACCCGGAGAGAAACUAUCACUGUUUUUAUAUGCUUUGUGCUGCGCCACCUGAGGUUGUUGAGAAAUACAAACUGGGAGACCCAAGAAUAUUUCAUUAUCUGAACCAAUCAAGUUUCUUUGAGUUGGCUGGGAUGGAUGAAUCCAAAGAGUAUCUUGAAACAAGGAGGGCAAUGGGCAUUGUUGGGAUCAACUCAGAGGAACAGGAUGCCAUUUUUCGAGUAGUUGCUGCCAUUCUCCACUUAGGCAAUAUUGAAUUUGCAAAAGGAAGUGAUAUAGAUUCAUCUGAGCCAAAGGAUGAUAAAUCUCAAUCUCAUCUGAGAACUGCUGCCCAACUAUUUUUGUGUGAUGAGAAGGCUCUUGAAGAUUCCUUGUGCAAACGCGUGAUGGUGACUCGUGAUGAAACCAUAACUAAAUGCCUUGACCCAGAUUCUGCAGCUCUCAGUAGGGAUGCUUUAGCCAAAACAGUGUACUCGAGAUUAUUUGAUUGGCUGGUCAACAAAAUAAAUAAUUCAAUUGGACAAGAUGCUGAUUCAAAAACCUUAAUUGGUGUUCUCGAUAUUUAUGGCUUUGAGAGUUUCAAGACAAACAGUUUUGAGCAGUUCUGCAUUAAUUUAACUAACGAGAAACUUCAACAACAUUUUAAUCAGCAUGUUUUUAAGAUGGAGCAAGAAGAAUAUACAAAAGAGGAAAUUGACUGGAGCUAUAUAGAAUUCGUUGACAAUCAAGAUAUUCUUGAUCUCAUCGAAAAGAAACCUGGAGGUAUAAUUGCACUUCUUGAUGAGGCCUGUAUGUUUCCAAGAUCGACACAUGAAACUUUUGCCCAAAAGCUGUACCAAACAUUCAAAGAUCACAAAAGGUUCUCCAAACCAAAAUUAUCACGCACUGACUUUACCAUCAUUCACUAUGCUGGUGAAGUUUCUUAUCAAACUGAACUCUUUCUGGACAAGAAUAAAGAUUAUGUUGUUGCAGAGCAUCAAGCACUGUUGAAUGCUUCAUCGUGCUCUUUUGUCUCAAGCUUAUUUCCACCUCUACCAGAGGAUACCUCUAAAACAUCCAAAUUUUCAUCAAUAGGAACCCGUUUUAAGCAACAAUUGGUAUCUUUGCUUGAAACGCUGGGUGCAACAGAGCCACACUAUAUUCGUUGUGUGAAGCCAAAUAACCUUCUGAAACCUUUUAUCUUUGAGAACUCCAAUGUGCUACAGCAACUUAGAUGUGGGGGUGUUAUGGAGGCAAUCAGGAUCAGUUGUGCUGGGUAUCCAACUAGAAGAACAUUUAACGAAUUUGUCUCUCGUUUUUCUACUCUUGCACCCAAUCUUUUGAAAGAAAGUUCUGAUGAAGUUGCCAUUUCAAAGAUGCUACUGGAGAAGGCGGACCUUCAAGGUUAUCAGAUAGGUAAGACAAAGGUGUUUCUCAGAGCGGGUCAGAUGGCUGAACUAGAUGCUCGAAGGACACAGGUACUUGGAAGAUCUGCAUCCCUCAUCCAGAAAAGAGUUAAAUCAUACUAUGCUCGCAAAAGGUACAUUGCCUUGCAAAAUUCUUCCAUACAAGUCCAGGCUUUCUGCAGAGGUUAUAUUGCACGCUGCCAAUAUGAGCACAUGAGGAGGAAUGCUGCCAGUGUGAUAGUCCAGAAAUAUGGUCGUACAUAUCUUUCUAAAAGUGCUUAUUCUCUGUUGUCCACUUCUUCAAUCACUAUCCAAGCUGCUUUACGUUCUAUGGCUGCUCGUAAUGAGCUCUGUUUCAGAAAGAAAACAAAAGCUGCUAUUGUUAUUCAGAGUCAAGGCCGAAAACGCAUAACACGUCUUCAGUAUUUGAGGAUCACAGAAUCCGCAAUUGCUACUCAAUGUGCUGUGAGAUGCGACAUGGCAAAGAAAGAGCUACAGAAAUUUAAAAUGGCAGCUAAGGAGACCGGUGCUCUCAAAGCUGCAAAAGAAAUGUUGGAGAAACAAAUUGAAGAAUUGGAUGAGCAACUUAAGCUAGAGAAACUCUCGAGGGUAAACUUCACAUUCAAAUUGCAAGAGACACGAAAUCAACUUGAAGAAACUAAAGAGUCUGCAAAGAUAGCAGCUGAGAAAAUUCCAGUCAUGCAGGAAUUAACAUUGAUUGAUCAUGAAAUGAUAGAUAGGCUUACUGCUGAAAAUGAGAAACUCCAGGAUUUAGUGAAUAGUUUUGAGAGAAAAAUGGAAAAUUCAGAAGAUAAAGGUGAACAUGCUGAGAUGGUUUCAGUCACAGGGCAAGUUUCAGUUCGUGAUAAUGAAAUGAUAAAUAAACUCAAGGCUGAAAAUGAGAUGCUCAAGGCUUCGGUACAUAGCUUAGAGAAAAGGAUAGAGGAAGCAGAAAAGAAAUAUGGAUGCACUGAGCGAAAUCCGGACAUGGAGGAAGGUCAAGUGAUUGAUCAUGAAAUGAUAACUAAACUUAAGGAUGAAAAUGAGAAACUCAAGGCUUUGAUUAGUAGUUUACAGAAAAAUGAUGGUGGAAUGGAAAGAAAACAUGAAGUUACUCCGGUAAUGCAGGAAGUUCCAGAGGUUGAGCAUGAAAUGAUAAGUAAACUGAUUGCUGACAAUGAGCAGCUUAAGGAUGUACCUGUCGGUGAUAACAAAAUGAUAAAUUCGCUCAUGGCUGAAAAUCAGAAGCUCAAGGUUUUGAUCAGUAGUUUAGAGAAAAAGAUUAAUGAAACAGAAACGCUUAGUGAAGAGAGGUUGCAGCAGGUCCUUGAGGCUGAGUCCAGAGUCAUUCAGUUGAAAACUGAUCAACAGAGGCUUGAAGAAAAACUUUCUGACAUAGAAACUGAAGAUCAAAUUCUGAGGCAUCAAGCUCUGAUGCACGCUCCCUCUGGAAAAAUGGCUGGACGUCUUGAUUCAAAACCAAGCCAGCUUGCAGCAAAUGGUCAUCUUUUGAUGACAAACCUUUUCAAGCAGGAAGCAGUCAAUACAGCGCCCUCAGGAAAAUUUGGCACUCUCUCAAUGAGGAACUCUCAGGCUGAUAAACAGCAUGAGAAUCUUGAUGUUCUCAUCAAAUGUGUGAGUCAACCUAUUGGAUUCAGCCAAGGGAAACCAGUUGCAGCUUUUACCAUAUACAAAUGUCUUCUUCACUGGAAAUCUUUUGAAGCAGAAAAAACCAGUGUGUUUGAUCGUCUUAUUCAAGUGAUUGGUUCUGCAUUUGAGAACCAAGAAAAAAAUGACCAUAUGAUUUAUUGGCUAUCAAAUACCUCUAUAUUAUUGUUCUUUCUACAAAGGACUUUGAAAGCUAGUGCGUCUGCAAAACCACCAACACCAACAUCAUUCUUUGGGAGAAUGGCCCAAGGAUUUCGGACAUCUCCAUCUUCUGCAAAUCUUUCAUUUCGUGGGGUAGAAGUCUUACAGGUUGAGGCCAAAUAUCCAGCUCUCCUAUUCAAGCAGCAGCUCACUGCAUAUGUGGAGACAAUUUAUGGAAUAGUUAAAGACAAUUUUAAGAGGGAGAUGACUUCACUUAUUUCCUUGUGCAUUCAGGAACGAAAGACAAAAGAAAAUGAUGAAGAACCUACUAAUCACUGGCAGAGCAUCAUUGAAUGUCUGAACAGGCUUCUAAGUUUAUUUCAAGAGAAUCAUGUACCGCCAAUACUUUGCGCGAAACUCUUCACUCAACUUUUUUCCCACAUAAAUGAGCAGAUAUUUAACAGCCUUCUUGUAAAUCGAGAGUGUUGCACAUCCAGCAAUGGAAAAUAUGUGAUGGCUGGAUUAACAGAGCUAGAGUUAUGGUGUGGACAAGCAACAGAGGAGUAUGUGGGCUCAUCCUGGGAUGAAUUGAAACAUGUUAGACAAGCUGUUGGAUUUUUGGUCGUAGUAAAAAAAUCUGAAAUAACAUAUGGUGAAAUCACAAAUGACCUCUGUCCUGUACUUAGUGUACAACAGCUUUACAGAAUGUGUACCUUAUACUGGGAUGAAAAUGACGAUAGUCCAACCGUAGACCCUGAGGUUAUUUCCAGCAUGAAGUUGCUAGUGAGUGAAGAUUUCAAUGCUGAUGAUAGUAGCUCCUAUGUAUUGGAUGACCAUGCCAGCAUUCCGUUUUCAAUUGAUGAUAUCAGCAGCUUACUAAAAGUUACAGAUUUUUCAGACGUAGAAACUCCUGCAGCACUAAUAGAUAAACCAGAUUUCCAAUUCUUACAAGAAUGAGGUUAUUAUAUAUUUAAUUUAUAUUCUUACAAGAAUGAGGUUACAGAAUUUUGGUGUAAGCUAGAUUCCAC